Molecule: messenger RNA, 1848 nt
Organism: Thecamonas trahens ATCC 50062
Lineage: Eukaryota; Apusomonadida; Apusomonadidae
Product: Ift74 protein
Exons: 1
Coding region: 44-1756 (570 amino acids)
Biological process (GO): cilium assembly; intraciliary transport involved in cilium assembly
Cellular component (GO): cilium; intraciliary transport particle B; centrosome
Molecular function (GO): beta-tubulin binding
Source: RefSeq, a predicted model, not a curated record
GUACCGUUCUCGGUUACAGCUCUCGUCUUUGUCUCUCCUAGCCAUGGCGUACCGACCUGGCUCGCGCAUGGCGCCACCUGGGACGGCUGGCCUCCCGCCGGGCACGGGUGUGCUCCGACCGCCGUCGGGGAUUGUUGCGCCGUCUGCGGUGCUGACGAACCGGCCGAUGACGAACCAGGGGGUUAAGGGAGUGCGGCCGGUGACGCAGGGCUCCGGGCGCGCGUUCCAGGACAAGAACUGGUACAUUGCCGAGGUGCGCGCCAAGACGCAGGCCAUCACCGCCGAGCUGGCCAACCUCUCGAACGAGCUAGAGGCGUUCAACUCGUCGGCCGAGAACUAUGGGGCGUACGAGCGCAAGGCCGACGGGCUUGCGUCGGAGCUCCGCGAGCUGCAGGGCGUGCUCGCUGACUACAACAUGCUUGUGGACAAGAUGCACACCGAUACCGGCAUCAACCAGAUUCUGGAGCAGACGGCGGCGGACAAGGCCAAGAACGAUGAGGAGCGGUGGCGCAUUGAUGCCAUGUUUACAGAGCGGCAGGCACGCGAGGAGCAGAUCCGCACCGUGACGACCGAGAUUGCAUCGAUCGAAGGCACCAUCGAGGACGAGCUCAACCAGCUCGCGCCUGAGAUGCUCGCCGAGUAUCGCGAGGCGCAGGAGACCAACGACACACUGCUGGACACGAUUGGCCGGUACCAGGCGGACCUCGAGUCUGGCGCAUACCGGCUGCGGUCGAUGGAGGACGCGCUGCGGGCAAACCCGCUUAAGCAACAAGCGUUUGCGCUCUUUAACGAGCUCAACGACGCGCGAGCGCGGCGCGACGAGCUCGAGGCCGAUGCCCGUGACUCGCAGCUCUCGGGACCUGAGGAGCAGGAGCGACUGCUCAACAAGGUCAAGGCCGACACCUCGGAGAUUGGCGCCAUGAACCGGCGCAUCGCCGCGCUCGAGGAGGAGAUCUCACGCGGCCGCGAGCAGCUCGACUCGCUUGCGCGCGAGGAGGAGGCGCGGCAGUCGGACAAGUACGAAAAGUACCUGCAGAUCCUGGCCAAGGAAGAGGCCAUUCGCAAGUUCAUCGAGGAGUUCCCUGAGGUCCAGGCGGCACUCGCGGAAGACAUGGCCGCCCGCGAGACGGCCAUUGCCGAACUGCUCGAAACGAUCGGCUCGGGCCUCGCGCGCCAGACCAACCUCCCGCAAGUCGAGCAAGUGCGCGAAAAGGAGGACCUUCUCGAGUUUCAGCGCGACCAGAUGGGCCUUGCCGAGUCGACCCACGACAAGCUCAUCCGUGACAAGGCCGAGCGCGAGCGCGACCUCAAGAAGCUCGACCAGCUUGACAAGAAAAUCGAGCGCGACAUUGCAGCGCUCCACAAGCGCAUUCCGACCAUGCGCGCCGAGCUUGUCAAGUACAACGACAUCAAGAAGCUGCAGUCGGAUGCCCGCAAGCUCGAGGCCUCGCUGAAGACCCAGCGACAGGAGCUCUCGCUUAAGCGCGAGCACCUCUCGGCCGAAGUCGGGCGGCUCGAGGGCAAACUCAACGAGCUCAAGGACGCGCUCGAGGCCGACGAGACCUACCGGGGCAUCACCAACCUCCAGGCCAAGCUCGCCAUCUACGAGCAGACCAAUGCCGAGCUCCGGGACUACAUCGAGACUAAGGGACGCGAGUCCGACUACCGGGCCCGGCUCCGUGACGUCGGCGCAAUCGUCGCCGACAUCAACGCCAUUCUUGUCGAGGGCACCAAGUACCGAGCACCUGUGCUGUAGCUAGCUACUGCACGCCACCUCGGGCACGCUGUUGUGGGGCCACAGCGAGGGCGGGUUCAACACCGUCAACGUCGGCAUGAGCCCCCCCCCCC